AUGUCUGAGCAAAACCGAAAGGUAGUACCCGCGCAAUUAGGCUUUCUAGCCAUCUACAAUCCUUCCUUAGGGUCUACCGAUGAUACACUCGACAAUCAAAUUGUUUAUUAUUACCCCUCGAUCAAGCAAAAUGAGCACAAGAGAAGUUCCCUUACGGAUACGAAAGAGGCGCGCGCUUUGGCGAAGGAGGCAAAGAAUGAACAAUUGAGACAGAUUGGGCUUGCUCAGGGAAUGGUAGAAUUUGGGAGGAGUUUUUCUGAGGGUAGAUCAGUGAACGCUAUCGAGACUGAGAAAUCUCGCAUUAUUCUUCAUGAAUUAGAAUCUGGCUGGUGGAUAUUGGCUUCGAUCAAUCUCACGAUAUUGCCGGGCACAGCAAAGACACCAGCUACCAAAGGAAAACCUUCCGAAGAAAAAGCAACCGUCGAAUAUUCUUCUCGAGAAGUUAAACCUGCGAUACUGCUCCUGGCAGACGUAUUGAGAGCACACUCGACUUUUCUCCUUCAUCAUGCUGCUUCGAUGAGCGCUCUCUUUGUUCGAACGAAGCGCUCCAAAUUUGUGAGCAUUCUGGGUAGAUAUUGGGAUACAUAUAUCUCGACAUGGAAUGUACUUAUGCAUGGAAAUCCUGCCAACAAUUUGUAUGGGGGGAUAAAACUUGCUGCAUGCGGAGAACUUGGGGUUGGAGUCGGAGAGGAAGAAAGGGGCAGUGGUGAGAGAGAAGUCCUUGAAGGAUUCGUUGGACAAAUGGAUGGGCUUGUAGACGUGAUAGUCUCAAGAUUCGGAGAAGCGCGAUCGAAUUCGAAAGAAGAUACCAGUAAAGGCUUUACCGAUCGCCCCAAGCAACCUGCUCCUUGGUUGGGUUCUGGAAAUGAACCCGCCGUAGAAGAUGGUGCAAUUUUUCUCGGUACUGGAGCUUUGUCAAGAAAAUCAAUUAGAGAUAUUUCGCAUUGGGUUGAGGAUCUUUAUAAGUGGGGUCCAUACGCUUAUGGAGUUCUUGACAACCCCUCUUCCAUCCGUCGCGCAAAAAAGCAGUCUAAGCCCAGGCCAAGACUUGACUCAAAAGUUGGAGAUGCAAAGAAUACUGCCCGACCAACAUCUAGUCUCAGUAAGGAGAUACCAAUUCAUGAUGGGCCUAACGAUGGACCUGCGCCUAGUCGAUCUUCAAGUAUCAGUACGGUUGAGCCUAGACCGGUGGUCGAACAAGAUGAUCAAAUUGAUCAACCCAGACUCAAAUCCGUACCGCCAUACCCGAAAGUUCGCAGAAAUCCCGCCAGUCAUACAAGUACCGAAGGCACUGAAAGCACAGAUGGUGAAUCGAAGGGCAACAAGCUUGCACAAUACUUGAAAUUCGGUUAUGGAACUCAUUGGUCUUUAGGCGGAUCUGCAGCAAAAGAAGAAGAGCGCAGCAGACCCUCGAGUAACACAUCUACCCUUGUUUCUUCGAUUGAUGGUAUUGUCAGUACAACUGGAACAUCAACACCCACACAGGAGUCCGACUAUUCCAAAGGACAUUAUUUAGUAGGUCUAAUGGGUGAUAUGGACAGUGAAAUGACUUUACUCGUGGAUUCUAACGAUGAAGACGAAGAUCUCGAGGGCCAAAGCCAUCGACUUGUACUUCGUACCUUAACCGUAGAAUUGGAACGCGAAGAAGAUGCUCGCCAGGAAGCUGAUAUCAGUAUUGAUUAUUCUAAUUUUGGCACAUCAUUCAAAAACGCCAGUGGUUCGGAAGGUACAGGCCAUUCUAAUGCUUCAUUCGAAAGUCAAGAUCGAAACAAAGUGAAAAAGUUAAGAGUCGUGGCUUAUGCAAGCAAACCAUUCAUAUUCAUUUUCCUUUUUGAAUUACGAGCAGACACCUUAGCCUUGAAGGGUUUAUACCGUUCUCUUCAUAAACAACUCCAGUCUCUCAUCAAACCUCUUCUCAAAUCCACAUCUUUUCGAGCUCCUAAACCAGAAGUCCCGAUUUCUCCUCUUGCAAAUACGAAGAAUCCAACAGCUCCCAUAUAUGAUCUUCUCUGGGACCCCAAAACUUUAACUCUCGACUCAAAUAUCCCUAAUAUACCCGAUCCUCAGCAAGUUCAAACACAAGAACAAGCGGAUAGUCUCCCUUGGUCUCGAAUCGAAGCUCUAAAUACACAUUUGCAAAUAAUGCAUACAUAUAUUGCUACGACUACUGAUCAGAACACAUUGGAACGUACGGCUAAAACGUCAAGAGGUUAUUGGAUUCUUUGGACUCGCAUUCCUGCACCUCCCCCUGCACCUCCCGAAGCAACAACAAAUCCGACGUCGAAAGUCAACAUUCCGUCACUUAUACCCGAGAACUCGGCGGAAAGUGAAACGAGUAGAACUUUUAUGGGGGGAUUGAGUGAUAAGGGAAGAAAGAACAAAGACAUGGAUGCGAGCAUCAAGGCAAAUAGUAAAUCGCAAACACGGAGUACAGUAGUUAGUGGGCCUGCACAUCCUUUCUUGGAUGAGGGUGAUGCUGAGGGAGGGGCAGAGGAAAGGAAUAUGGAUAAAGAAGUUUUUCUAAUUAGGAGGGCGAGUGAUUAUAUGGAGGCGGGACAAGGAAGAGGUUACGGAUAUGGAUAUGCGGGGUGGGGAAUGGGUGGUCAAGGAGCAGGGACAGGAAGUACGGCGGAUGGGGGGUGGGGAGCUGCGGGAUUAGGGUUAGAUACGAAGAGGUAUAUUGAGGGGUUAUUAAGUUUGAAUCGGUAG
Messenger RNA from Botrytis deweyae, 2709 nucleotides. RefSeq lists its product as uncharacterized. The transcript is spliced from 2 exons. NCBI's taxonomy places the organism in Eukaryota, Fungi, Ascomycota, Leotiomycetes, Helotiales, Sclerotiniaceae. Gene Ontology annotation, biological process: vesicle-mediated transport. Gene Ontology annotation, cellular component: intracellular membrane-bounded organelle; Mon1-Ccz1 complex. Bases 1 to 2709 code for a protein of 902 amino acids. The record is from RefSeq and is a predicted model, not a curated record.